AUGAAGGUCGCCAUCGUCGGAGCCGGCUUCUCCGGCAUCUCAACCGCCAAGUACCUCACCCAGUAUGGUCACGACGUCACCAUCUUCGAGGCGUGCGACGACGUUGGCGGCGUCUGGUCCAAAGCGCGUCGCUACCCCGGUCUCGCCACGCAGAACUCCAAGGAGACGUACAGCCUGUCGGACAUGCCCAUGCCGCGUCACUACCCCACCUGGCCCGCCGCCCAGCAGGUGCAGGACUACCUCGACGCCUACACCGACAAGCACGAUCUGCGACGUCUUAUGCGCUUCGGAACUCGCGUCGAGCGUGCUGACCCCACCAAGGACGGCUGGGAGAUUACCACCAAGAAAGGCUCGAGCACCGAGACGCACGAGUUCGACCACCUCGUCGUCGCCACGGGUACCUUCUCGAGGGGCAAGAUCCCAGACUACAAGGGUGUCGACGAAUGGGAAGCCGCUGGCGGUCGUAUCUGCCACUCGUCCGACCUCGGUCUCGAACCCGAAACCGUCCAGGGCAAAGACGUCAUCGUCGUCGGCUACGGCAAAUCCUCGUGCGACGUCGCCAACGCCGUCUCUGCCAACGCCAAGUCCACCACCCUCGUCGCGCGCCGUCUCAUCUGGAAGCUGCCCCGCAUGAUCCGUGGCAUCCCCUACCAGUACCUCCUCCUCACCCGCCUCGGCGAAUCGCUCUUCGAAUACAUCACCCCCUCCAGCUUCGAGCGCUGGUUCAACUCGGGUUCGGGCCGCUUCAUCCGCAACGGCAUGCUCUCUUCGCUCCAAUGGGUCGUCACCGGUCAACUCAAACUCGCCCAUCUCGGCCUCGUCCCCGAAGGGCCAUUCGAGGAAAUCGCACGCAGCACCAUCUCGCUCUCCACCGAAGGGCUGUAUAAGAACAUCGAAGCGGGCAAGGUGCGUGUUGCGCGCGAUUCGGAGAUCGCCCACCUCACCCAAACCCCUGAGGGCAAACCAGUGGCCGUGCUGAAGGAUGGUUCCGAGAUGCCCUGCGAUCUGUUGGUGUGCGCAACCGGCUUUCACCAGGACGUGCCGUUCUUGUCCGUGGAUGUGCAGAAAAAGUUCCUCGACGAGAACGGCAACUUUUUGCUCCACAAGCAUAUCAUGCCGAUUGGCGUACCGAACCUCACCUUCAACGGGUACAAUUCGAGUCUCUUCUGCCCAACGUCGAGCGAGGCGGCGGCACUGUGGAUCUCCGCCCACCUCGCUGGGCUUACCGAGUUGCCAUCGGAGGCUGAAAUGAUGCAGGCAGCUCAGGCAAAAUUCGACUGGCUCGACGCGAGGAGCAAUGGCAAGCACGCACAUGGAACCAACCUCGUGCCGUUCAGUCUGCACUCGAUCGAUGAUACGUUGGAGGACGUAGGGUUGGGGCUGGGGAGGUGGGCGACCGUCAAGCAGUGGUUGCUGCCCGUGAGGCCGAGCGACUAUGCUGGGUUGGGAGCGCGGUUGGGCAAGCGGAUCGACGAGGCUGAGAGGGCGAGCGUCAAGAACUAG
Kalmanozyma brasiliensis GHG001 is the source of this 1503-nucleotide messenger RNA. Its product is annotated as Flavin monooxygenase-like protein. The record is from RefSeq and is a predicted model, not a curated record. The coding region runs from base 1 to 1503 and encodes 500 amino acids. Gene Ontology annotation, molecular function: NADP binding; flavin adenine dinucleotide binding; N,N-dimethylaniline monooxygenase activity. Lineage: Eukaryota; Fungi; Basidiomycota; Ustilaginomycetes; Ustilaginales. The transcript has a single exon.